Synchiropus splendidus (mandarinfish) is the source of this 4304-nucleotide messenger RNA. It is a transcript of the gene slitrk3a, whose product is annotated as SLIT and NTRK-like family, member 3a. Gene Ontology annotation, cellular component: postsynaptic density membrane; GABA-ergic synapse. Gene Ontology annotation, molecular function: protein binding. Bases 605 to 3304 code for a protein of 899 amino acids. Lineage: Eukaryota; Metazoa; Chordata; Actinopteri; Syngnathiformes; Callionymidae. Gene Ontology annotation, biological process: axonogenesis; regulation of presynapse assembly; positive regulation of synapse assembly. The transcript is spliced from 3 exons. The record is from RefSeq and is a predicted model, not a curated record.
AGCCCGUCGCUCCCCGACACCUCGCCCUCACUUCUAUGACGCAUGAGGCGAAGACGGACUCUGUGAAAGUCAGACAGAAGACGCGUCAGCUGACGGGACCGUUCGACUACAUGCCAUGACUCCGGGCGCCUGGUUCCCGGUGCCGCUCCGCACUCGGUCCUGAAGCUGACGAGGACGCGGUCCGCGAGCCCGGCAGGGGAGGCGGAAGGAAGAGGACGCGGACGGAGUCCGGGACUUGCAUCCUAAGAUUUGGAGGAGAGAAAAGAGGGGGGAGGAAAGUCAGAGGAGAGUCAGUGUCACCGGGGAGCGAGGGGUGAUUUCAUUCCCAUCACGUCUCCAUCCCUCCUCGGCUCAGCCGCGGCGAGAGACAGACAGAAUGUGCGCGAGACUGAUCGGAGCCCAUCCGAACUAGUGGCGCUCUCCUUCCCCCCGAUGCUUCAGGAUCGCAGACGAAAACUAAGCCCGUCAUGGGGCGGUGAUCUGGGUACUCCAGGCACGAGGGCGCACCGGAGGCGGACAUGUGAAGUUGGAAUCCUCGUCAACUAAUGCUGUGAAGUGGCUCUGUCCCUGGGGCCGAGACUUCAUCCCAGCGGUGUCAGCAAGGAUGCUGUGGGUUACCUUGCUGAGCACCAUAGCCUUAGGAUGGACCACCCCUGUCCCGCUGCUGGAGGACUCCGAGGAGAUGGACGAGCCCUGCUUUGAGCCCUGCUACUGCGAAGUCAAAGAGGGCAUCUUUCACGUGCACUGCGACAGCAAGGGAUUUACAAACGUCAGCCAGAUCAGCCAGAUAUGGAGUCGGCCCUUCAAGCUCAACCUGCAGAGAAACUCAAUGAGGAAGCUGUACUUUAACAGCUUCCUUCAUCUCAACAACGCAAUAUCCAUCAAUCUAGGCAACAACGCCUUGCAAGACAUACACGCCGGAGCGUUCAACGGGUUGGGGAUGCUCAAAAGGCUCUUCCUGCACGAGAACAAGCUGGAGGUUUUUCGCAACGACACCUUCCUUGGACUAGAGAGCUUGGAAUACCUGCAGGCUGACUACAACGUCAUCAAACGGGUUGAAAGCGGCACAUUCAGGCACCUGCACAAGUUGAGAGUGCUCAUCCUCAAUGACAAUUUGAUCCCCGUGCUGCCAAGCUACCUGUUCCGGUCGGUGUCGCUCACGCAUCUGGACCUAAGAGGAAACCGGCUCAAGACUUUGCCCUAUAAAGGCACACUGGAGUAUGUGGGGAGGAGCCUGAUGGAGAUCCAGCUGGAGGAGAAUCCGUGGAACUGCGUGUGUGAGAUUGUUCAGUUAAAAACCUGGUUAGAGAGAAUACCCUACACGGCUCUUGUGGGUGAAAUCACAUGCGAGUACCCAUUCCAUCUGCAUGGCAAGGACCUGCGGGAAAUCAAGCGCAGUGAGCUCUGCCCUUUGCUGUCCGACGCAGAUAUUGAAUCCAAGCUGGGCAUUCCCAGGAUCCCGUUUAGCAGCGAGAACACAUGGCCCACUAAGCCGUCCUCCAUGCUCUCCUCCUUUCACAACACCGCGUCUUCGGUGGAGUACAAGGACAGGGUGAAGCCCACCAAACGAUCCAGGCCCACCAAGAAUCCCCCCACCCCUCGUAGCAUUUACCCUGGAGUCAACCAGCCCCCCAUCUCCCGAUACCAAACCAGGCCGCCGAUACCGAUCAUCUGCCCCGCGGAGUGCAUUUGCAACCUUCACAUCAACGAUCUGGGGCUGACGGUCAACUGUAAAGACAAAGGCUUUCACAACAUCUCUGAGCUGCUGCCGCGGCCCCUCAAUGCGAAAAAGCUAUAUCUCAGUGGGAAUUUAAUCCAAAAAAUAUAUCGCUCCGAUUUCUGGAACUUCUCAAGUCUGGAUCUGCUGAAUCUAGGCAACAACAGGAUCUCGUACGUCCAGGAGGGGGCGUUCAUUAACUUACCCAACCUAAAAAGUUUGUACCUGAAUGGGAAUGAUAUCGAAAGGCUGACUCCCGGCAUGUUCAGAGGGCUUCACAUGUUGAGUUACCUGUAUUUCGAAUAUAAUGUCAUACGCGAGAUACAAGCCAACUCCUUCUCCCUCAUGCCAAAUCUCCAGCUGGUUUUCCUGAACGACAACCUGCUUCGCUCCCUGCCGUCGGACGCCUUCACUGGCACCAACCUGGCGCGGCUCAACCUGCGCAACAAUUAUUUCCUGGCUCUGCCCGUGCAGGGAGUCCUUGAGCACCUGACCUCCAUUGUCCAGAUCGAUUUGCACCAGAACCCCUGGGAGUGCUCCUGUGACAUCAUACCCCUCAAACACUGGCUUGAAAAACUGUCCUCCGUCAUUGUAGUCGGCGAGGUUCUCUGCAAGAGCCCCGAGUUUGCGUUUGGGAAGGAUCUACGCUCCCUGGAAGUGGAAGUCCUCUGUCCAGAGCUCAAGUACUCCUCAGGACCAUCUCCGGCCCUUCCUGCAGGCGGUGAUCCCACCGCGGGGAGGUCUGACGUCGGGGAGGCCAGCGCCACGGGACCUGUGCCUCUCUCCGUUCUCAUCCUCAGCCUACUCCUCCUCUUUAUAUCUGCCGUUUUCGUAGCUGCUGCCCUCUUUGCUUUUGUUCUGCGCCGCAGAAAGAAGCAGCCUUUUAGGAAGCGGUCGGAGGUGGAUCUAACAGGUAUCCAGAUGCAGUGCAGGAUUUUUGACGACCCGCCAAGGCCAGCCAGCACCGCCAACACGGGCACCCCAGAGAAAGCGUCGACAAGCAUGCACAUGCAUUCGCACGGUGGCCACACGCACGCCCACGGGCACGUUUACGAUUACAUCCCGCACCCAGUCACACAGAUGUGCAACAAUCCCAUCUACAAACCCCGAGAGGGGGAACUCGCCGAGGACGAGAGGGGAGAGUUUUCACUGCAGAAAGAUCAGGGCGGCAGCUACAGAACCUUGUUGGAGAAGGAAAGAGAGUGGGCGCUGGCCGUGUCCAACUCCCAGCUGAACACCAUCGUCACAGUCAACCACACGGCAGCUGACAUGGCGGCGCUGCAUGAGAACGGAGGGCUGUGCCCAACUGUGAUUGACAGUCAGAGACCCACACCCACUGUGGGCUUUGUAGACUGUCUAUACGGGACGGCCCCCAAACUAAAGGACAUGCACGUGGCGCACGCACAUCCACCAGGCAUGCAGUACCCGGAUUUGCAGCAGGAUGCACGACUCAAGGACACUUUGCUUUUCACCACGGGCAAAGGAUGCUACCCGGAUUCGUCCCAAAGCGAUUACCUCGAACUGAGGGCAAAGCUUCAGACAAAGCCAGAUUACCUCGAAGUAUUGGAAAAAUCGUAUCGGUUUUAAGAUCUGUAAGCCACAGACAUACAAUACCCCUCGAAUGGAGCAUGAUUUCAGCCACACUUACAACCCUGACAGACACAGACACCCGUUCGGAGUAGAGGCCGCUCUCUGAUCUGUCAAUCAAGUGCCUUUUUUCCGAGUCGCCAGCAAUGUCAAUAGCCCUUAUUUUUAUAAUGUAUUCUAUCCUCACGCCCCACAGAGCAAAAGAACAAAGCCGGGAGGAACAGGAUUUUGUCAUUGAAAUCUUGAAAAAAAAAAAAAAAAGAAGAAGAAGAAAUGAUUUGCCACAUCUUUCUGUGAGAUUUCCAUGACAAACUAGACACACGGGAGCUGGAUGUCUCCCUCACUCAAAGGAUUGGUUUUCCUCUUCUUUCCUUGGUCGUCUUUAUUUUCCUGACUCGGAUGUACAAACACCCUGGAGCAGUGCACACCACCUUUCUAUGAAAUGAGUGAAAGAAAGAGUGGGAAAAAGGCGUUAGAACUGCAGUUUGCUGCCUGCACUCGCCGCAGUGCAGGUGGUGCACGGAUCUUGCUCCGAACUCUACCACGUGAGCCGAGGUCCUGCCACACAUUCACAGUCAAGUCUUCUAUUUAAUUUUGAUAUUUUGUCAACACUGCUGGUUGUUACUAUGAACAAAGACUUCUGUCUAUAUCAGAGUGCUUCUCAAAGCCGGGAGCACCGUCGUAGGGAAAAUAUUUGUGAAUACUAUUCAGUGGCAAGUCUUUUUUCUGAAUAUCUCCACGCACUUUGUUGAGACACAACUUUGCCCCUCCCUCCGCAGACCGUUGCUUCUGGAUCCCCCAUCAACCACAACACUAUCGGCAUUGUAGGCGGCACUUUAAUGUUUUCUCUCCGAACCAGUUGAAGAAAAUGUGCAUAUAUUUAUUCUGUAAUUUCAGUGACAAAUUGAAUUGUAAAGGUAAUGUCAAAACAAUGUACAGUGAAUAUGCGUCUGGUAUAGACUUCCUAAUAAAAGCAAAACAAAAGUCUGCGAUCAUCUGA